AUGUCACAACCAUUGAAUUUAGCUAUUGUUGGAACAGGUAUCUUUGCAACUGAUACGCACUUGCCAACCAUCCAGAAACUUUCCACUAUUGUUAAACCAAUUGCAGCCUACAAUAGAACCAAAUCCAAAGCCGAGACAUUUGCUUCAAAAGCUGGUAUUGCUCAAGACAAAGUUUAUGACUCAUUGGAGCAAGCAUUCCAAGAUCCCGAAGUACAAUUUGUCGAUGCAUUGCUUCCUGUGCAAUUCAAUCUCGAUGCAGUGAAAUUAGCAAUUGAAAAUAAAAAACCAAUAUGUUUUGAAAAGCCCAUUGCCGCAAAUCUUGAGCAAGCAAAAGAGAUUGUCCAACUUAGUGAAAAGACCGAUUUGCCAAUUGCAGUAUUGGAAAACUGGUCAUUCCGUAGUGCGACUACAACCUUGACCAAAGAAAUCAUUCCCAAAUUAGGAGAUAUUGUUGGUUUCACUUACCAUGCUACGGGUCCAUGGAAUGAUAAUAACAAAUACCUUGCUACUGGGUGGAGAUUGAAACCUGAGCAUAUCGGCGGUUUCUUAUCUGAUGGUGGAGUGCAUCAAUUGGCAUUGCUUACUGAUUUUCUUGGCGAAGUUGACUCAGUCAGUGGCUUAACAAAGCAGGUCCGUGAACAAAGUGGAACUGAUGAUGUCUUGUUUUCGACUAUGAAGUUGAAGCUGGGUGUAAUCGGUACUUUUACUUAUGGUUCGUCAUUUGGCGCUACUGAUAAGGCCACUUACUUUACCAUCUUCGGCACUAAAGGAUCCGUCACUUAUGAUUGGUCUCCAAGUUUGUCCAAGCCAACAAUAACUUACCAAUUGGGAAGCAGUGGUCAAGAUAAUAGCGGCAAAAAGACCAUUGAAGUUGACGAAGUAGAUACAUUUGAAGAGGAAUUCAAGAAUUUUGCAGAAGCCGUCACCAAAAAAGAAAAGAGUUUAAUUAUUGUACCACCUAGAAAAGCAUUCCACCAUUUGGCCAUCGUUGCUGCCGCUUUAGAAUCAUCAAAGAAUAAUGGCUCAAAUGUCAAGGUAGAAUCACCAUAA
Messenger RNA from Lodderomyces elongisporus, 1050 nucleotides. RefSeq lists its product as uncharacterized. Gene Ontology annotation, biological process: NADPH regeneration. NCBI's taxonomy places the organism in Eukaryota, Fungi, Ascomycota, Pichiomycetes, Serinales, Debaryomycetaceae. The coding region runs from base 1 to 1050 and encodes 349 amino acids. The transcript has a single exon. Gene Ontology annotation, cellular component: cytoplasm. Gene Ontology annotation, molecular function: oxidoreductase activity; nucleotide binding. The record is from RefSeq and is a predicted model, not a curated record.